Messenger RNA from Eleginops maclovinus (Patagonian blennie), 1798 nucleotides. RefSeq names its product C-type mannose receptor 2. The record is from RefSeq and is a predicted model, not a curated record. NCBI's taxonomy places the organism in Eukaryota, Metazoa, Chordata, Actinopteri, Perciformes, Eleginopidae. The transcript has 5 exons. The coding region runs from base 130 to 1665 and encodes 511 amino acids.
GAACAAGCCAAGUGGCAUUUUUACAAACACUGUGCAGCUCACAGCUGCGGCUGUGUUACACAGCAGCAAGUCAAAAUAGUAUAUUAAGAAUAACUAUUCAUAUUAUAGUUUUUGGCUUUGCUGUUUGCCAUGAUCAUGAUUGAAGACAGGUUGAGCGCGAUGAAAGGGACUCAAACUUUAUAUCUGCUUUUUAUCUCAGGAUUUUGCUUGUCUGCACUGGGAUUUUCGGAUUUUCACGUUAUUAAUAUUUCUAUGAAGUACGCAGUAGCAAAGAACUAUUGCAGAGAAAUGUACACUGAUUUAGCUACAGUUCACAACUCAACAGAAAUGAAUCAGUUGAUAACCUUAGUUUCCAGUACAGUUCAAAGAGCUUGGAUAGGACUGGAGACUGGAAAAGUGUGGAUUUGGCAUUGGUCCCUGCCAGAUAAAAAUCUGGAUUUUUUUAAAUGGAAGGAUGGACCACCACAAAUAAAAAACAAAGAUGAGUGUGCAUUCAUGGAUAAACAUGGCGAAUGGAUCGUAAGUGACUGUAGGACUAAAAAAAGAUUUGUUUGUCAUGGAAACAAGGUUACUACUGGUCUAAUUAUUGUAACUGAGGCCAAAUCAUGGAGGGACGCUCAGAAUCACUGCAGGGACUUGUCGUCUGAUCUCAUUAGCAUACACUCAGCAGAAGAGAAUGAAGCAGUACAUGAUUUGUCUGAGUCGCAAAACGUGUGGAUUGGCCUCUUUAAAGAUUCCUGGAAGUGGUCUGAUGGGAGCAUGUCAUCAUUCCGUUAUUGGUUACCUUCUCAGCCUAACUACUUCCAAGAUCAGAAUUGUACUACAGUUGUUUUCAAAAAUCAAGGCAAGUGGAAUGACCUGAAAUGUGGAGGAAAGCGCAGUUUCGUUUGCCAAGGGGCAAGAAAAUCAAUUCCAACAACCACACAUCAAAGUACAGAGGGGACGACAGAAGAUCUGACAACCUUUUAUUCAUCAAUCAAUUCAUCUCAACAGGUCAUAAUUACUUUUCAUUUUAAUGUGGCUCCUAAUAGUUCACACACUUCUAACGUUGCCACGGAAGAAACAACAACUGCCAAUCGUUUGACAACACAAAAUACCACAGAUCUUGUGACAAGCACGUCAAGCACUGAGCUCAACAAUGCAACUACAGAAAUGUCAGCUGUGGCAGCAACACAGCAAACUCCCACAACUACCGCACUCGUAACUACAGAGGGUAUCUCAACACUGAUGGCGACCUCAGCCGGGACCACUUCACCGUCCUUAACUCUAAAGCCCACUGAAACCAGUCACAGUUUGCUCACAGGAAACCUGAUACUAGUCCGGAUAAAUAUGACAUGGAUUGAAGCUCUGGGUUACUGCAGGGACCACCAUAUUGACCUCAUCCACAUCACCACCAAAGCUAUUCAGGGGAAGGUGGCUGAAAUAGCAAAGAAAGCCACAUCACCCCAUGUUUGGCUAGGUUUACGGUACACUUGUAAAUUUAACUUUUGGUUCUGGACAAAGUCAACUAAGAGUUGUUACCAGAACUGGGCCCCUGGACAAGGCCCUAAAGGGAAAUAUGACUGUGGUGAUACGGGUGCCAUUGAUGCCACUGGGAGGCAGCAGUGGGUAGGCUUGCCUGAGACAGAACAACUGAAUUUCCUCUGCUCCACAUGCAAGGAGUGAGUGUGGAGUAACUUCAGAAGACAAUGUUGUUGUUGCAGUAUGUCUGUAUGCUGUAUGAAAAAAAACGACACUGUUCUGGCUAUACAAACUUUGUGGCAGAUAUUUGUUCAACAUUAAAUAUAAGUUGUUUUCA